AUGGACUUCUCCCGAAUAUUCCUUCUCUCUUUUGUCUUUCUCCUUAUCUCUGUCAAAUUCUUGUUCACAAAAUUAAGCCGGAAACCUAAUCUUCCUCCUUCUCCGGCUUACUCUUUACCGGUAAUCGGUCAUCUCCACCUCCUCAAGCAACCGCUCCACCGAACACUCUUGUCACUCUCUCAAUCCCUCGGAAACGCUCCGAUCUUCCACCUCCGCUUCGGAAACCGCCUCGUUUACGUCAUCUCCUCGCAUUCCAUAGCCGAAGAAUGCUUCACCACAAACGACGUCGUUCUUGCGAACCGUCCCUACAUGAUCAUGGGCGAACACGUCGGCUACGACUCCACCAAUAUGAUUUCAUCAUCUUACGGCGACCACUGGAGGAAUCUUCGCCGUAUCGCCGCCGUCGAGAUAUUCUCGUCUCAUAGGAUCAGUACCUUUAUGUCCAUCCGCAAAGACGAGAUCCGACGGCUCAUAACACACCUCUCCAAAAACUCCUUACACGGAUUUGCUGAAGUGGAGAUGAAAUCAUUAUUAGCCAACUUGGCAUUCAACAACAUCAUUAUGAUGAUAGCCGGAAAGCGAUAUUACGGUGGCGACGUCACAGAAGACAACAACGAAGCCAAACUCAUGAGGAAACUUAUAUCGGAGGCGGUGGCCGGAGCCAGUGCUGGAAAUUUGGCCGACUAUCUUCCAAUCGUACGAUGGUCCACAAAUUUUGAGAAACAGGCCAAAAUUUUGGGUAAGCGAUUUGAUGGAUUCUUGCAAAGACUGGUGGAUGAGAAACGUGCAGAGAAAGAAAAAGGUCAAACUUUGAUUAAUCACUUGCUCUCUCUCCAAGAAACACAACCUGAUUAUUAUACUGAUGUCCUCAUCAAAGGAAUCAUAAUCGCUCUGGUAGUAGCAGGGACAGACACGUCAGGAGUGACGUUAGAAUGGGCAAUGUCGAAUGUGUUGAACCAUCCUGAAAUACUUAAGAAAGCAAGAGCCGAGAUCGAUGAAAAAGUCGGUUUAGACCGGUUAAUGGACGAAUCAGACAUUGUAAAUCUUCCUUAUCUCCAAAACAUCGUGUCUGAAACACUACGUUUGUAUCCUGCGGUUCCACUAUUACUCCCUCACUUCUCAUCAGGUGACUGUAAAGUGGCGGGAUAUGAUAUGCCACGUGACACGAUGUUGUUAACCAAUGCAUGGGCUAUGCAUAGAGAUCCAAGUUUAUGGGAAGAGCCAGAGACGUUCAAGCCGGAGAGAUUCGAGAAAGAAGGAGAGGCUCAAAAGCUAAUGCCGUUUGGGAAGGGACGACGAGCUUGUCCUGGAGCCGAGCUUGGGAAGCGGUUAGUGACCUUGGCUCUUGGGUGCUUGAUUCAGUGCUUCGAGUGGGAGAGAGUUGGUGAAGAACUUGUAGAUAUGGUUGAAGACAAAGGGCUCACUAUGCCUAAAGCUAUCCCGUUGCGAGCCAUGUGCAAAGCACGGGCUGUUGUCGGUAAAGUGGUAUAA
Molecule: messenger RNA, 1491 nt
Organism: Microthlaspi erraticum
Lineage: Eukaryota; Viridiplantae; Streptophyta; Magnoliopsida; Brassicales; Brassicaceae
Source: the annotation of a GenBank genome assembly